AUGCGGUACAUCUACUCCCAGGAAUCGCUGGAAGUCCCAGAGGGCGUCAAGGUCCACAUCAAGACCCGCCAGGUCACCGUCGAGGGCCCUCGUGGCAAGCUCACCAAGGACCUGGGCCACAUCGCAGUCGCAUUCUCGACCCCGAAGCCCAAUGUCAUCAACAUUGAGCUGCACCACGGCUCGCGCAAGAACGUUGCCACCCUCCGAACUGUCCGCACGCUCAUCAACAACCUGAUCAUCGGUGUUACCAAGGGCUACAAGUACAAGAUGCGAUACGUCUACGCCCAUUUCCCCAUCAACGUGAACUUGGACAAGAACAAGGAGACUGGUCUGUACGAGGUUGAGAUCCGAAACUUCUUGGGCGAGAAGAUCGUGCGCAACGUCACCAUGCAACCCGGCGUGGACGUCGAGGCCUCCAAGAACGUCAAGGACGAGCUCCAGCUCACCGGCAACUCGCUCGAGGCCGUAUCACAGUCGGCCGCCGACAUCCAGCAGAUCUGCAGAGUGCGAAACAAGGAUAUCCGGAAGUUCUUGGACGGUCUGUACGUCAGCGAGCGCGGCAACAUUGUCGAGGAGUAG
Molecule: messenger RNA, 579 nt
Organism: Zasmidium cellare ATCC 36951
Lineage: Eukaryota; Fungi; Ascomycota; Dothideomycetes; Mycosphaerellales; Mycosphaerellaceae
Exons: 3
Coding region: 1-579 (192 amino acids)
Biological process (GO): cytoplasmic translation
Cellular component (GO): ribosome; cytosolic large ribosomal subunit
Molecular function (GO): rRNA binding; structural constituent of ribosome
Source: RefSeq, a predicted model, not a curated record